UGUUUUUUUUUUCUCUCCUGUUUGUUAUUUAACAAACAUGGCUGCCUCCUGUCUGACGGCACUCAGGGCAUCUCUGACAGGUUCCUGCCGGCGGCUCCUCGCGCACAACGGUCGUCUGACCCCGACAGUGAGCCACCGUUUGCGGCUUCGUGUCCCCCCCACCGCCGGACUGUCCAGCUCCGGGACCGAGCCGACACGGAGCUCCGAUGCGGCCGACAAGGUUGCAGACAGACUCGGGCAGGAGGAGCCGGAAGGUCCGGAGUACAUCCCCACCAGGAAGGCCAAGAACCCGAUGAUGAAGUUAGGAUAUGCCUGGAUGAUCGGGCUCCCCACGGGGAUCAUCGCCUUCAUUCUGGCCAAGAGACAAGUGGACAAAAACCGCCUGAAGCAGCUGAAGGUCAGACAGAGGAUGAAACGAUCCAACGAGGGCGAAUACGACGGGAGUCGAUAUCAGCAGCACGCCAAGCUGAACCGGUGACGUGUCGACCCCGUCACGCCCCGAGAGACAAGAGGACUUUCUGCCUGAAGCCACGUGGAAAAAAACAGACUUAUGUAAUAAAAAAGCUACAUGUAAACAAUAAGCACUACUUGGUGCAAACAGAAGGAAACAGUUUAUUUUAUAUGAAAAUGCAAACACAUUAUCUUCAGGAGUGAAGUGUAUUUACCCCAACUCUGUGGUCUUUACAUGCUGUGUGUUUGACACUGUUGCUUUAAUAAAAGGAUUACAUGCAGCUCUGGCCCGGAGCAGCAGCUGGGUGCGGUCGGGCAAAUCAGAA
Molecule: messenger RNA, 776 nt
Organism: Poeciliopsis prolifica (blackstripe livebearer)
Lineage: Eukaryota; Metazoa; Chordata; Actinopteri; Cyprinodontiformes; Poeciliidae
Product: DUF4748 domain-containing protein
Exons: 3
Coding region: 38-478 (146 amino acids)
Source: RefSeq, a predicted model, not a curated record